UCUGACCACCAUCGUGUUGUCAGCAAAGUUGAUGAUGGUGUUGGGAGUCGUGCGUGCCCCCCCACAUACACUUUUUUCUUUGUCGGUUACAGUUGGGUGAUCAUAAUAUGAAACCAAUAUCGAGGAUUAAGAUGGAAUAUGAUUUGAUAAUCUCCUUAGUGUUAUACAUGUGAAGCUUUAGUCAGCAUGCUUCAAUGUAGCCUAUAAUCUUAUGGUUGAGAUAUAAUUAAGUAGGCUCGGCAAUUUUGCCAACAAAUCAUUGGUUGAGCUGGGCGGGGGGAUACAAUGUUGCUAUUGUUGAUUGUCAGAACAUAUGUUGCACUGACUUGUGCUGGACCAUAGCCUGUUGUGAUUGAGACCAAGCUCAUGAGCUCACCAAGCUCUUCAAGCACCGCCGAUUCAGCCGCCACAAUGGCUGGCCGCAGCAGCUGUGUGAAUUCGCUCUGGUCGGGCACCGAGCGGGUUCGGAUUGGCGAGCGGCUGAAAGCGACCCUGGCCGGAAUCCUAGAGCUGGACCUGCUCCGGGGACAACAUCUAGACAUGAUCGAUGCGGAACUAGACCUCAAAGACACCAGCAGCACCGGUACCACCGUGACUGUCAUCACUGAUAAACAGGAGGAAAACCUCGAGAGCGCAGCCUCCGAUGGCUCUGCGACAUCCCGCAGGCAACAGGUUCCCUCUUCCCCAGAAACAGUGUUACCAUGCCACACCAGCACGUUGGACAAGGACAGUGGGGGGAACUCUGGAGGAAAUGGUUCGGUUCAUUCCAGAGUUGAUGGGAAUGGUGGGGAAAACUCACGCUGCUCCACCCUCUCUUGGGAUGCUCCGUCUGACCUGCUCUUACCCCCAGACCUUGAUGGUGCAGUCCAGCUGGACUAUUACUCCAGGCCCAGCUCAGGUUUUUAUUCAGUCAGUGGCAGCUCCCUAUCAGACUCCUGCUACUCUGUGUCCAGUGAGGCAUCUCUGGCCCAGGGGGGUCCAGUAAAAGGUGGGCUAAUCCGGGCUGGACCAGGACCAACCUCAGGGGGAGCCUUCAGGCUGUGGGAGCAGCGGGCCCUCUCUGCAGACCACAGAGACACCCAGUGGCCGGAGGCCACGCAGCAGCCAAGGACUCAGAGCAUUGAGGAGACCACAGAGAUUGCUGAUAGGAGACCAGUGUCUACGGUUGACCUGGAAAUGAACAGCCUUUUCUUCCUGUCUGACCUGUGUGCCAGCCUGGGCGACCCCCAUGCCGGCUCCCUCCUCCCGCUCCCUGACCCCCGACCCCAACUUGACCCCAGGUUCUGUUCUGACCUGGUGUCCCGGAGGACGAAGGAGGUGUACCCGUACCCCAGCCCCCUCCAUGCCGUGGCCCUCCAGAGCCCCCUCUUCACCUACAGUCAGGACCCCUCCCCCUCCCCUCGCCUCUCGCCGAGUCCGGACUCCUCUACCCAGGCUGAAGAAUCUCAGUCCACCCCCCUCUUCCGGCCCCCCCAGCCUCCUCAGCCCUCCACCUUCACCCAGCUGGAGCAGUACAUCACCAGGCUGGCUCGCCAGUACCAAAGCCGAAUUGCCCCCCCUGACACCACCCUUACCGCCAUCCCCAGGCAAGGCUCCCACAGGGGCCCCAGAACCCCUGGCCACGGCUCCACUCAGUCGCUGUCGGCCUUUGAGAGCCGCAGUACCCCCUCCAACCUGACAGGGGGCAGUGUGACGCCCUGCAAGUCUUUUCUUGGAAACUCUGCACGGGUCAGCCUCAGCAGUAUCGGUAAGAAGGCCAGUAGGAACUCCAUCAACCUGGGCCACCUGCCCUCAGUGACAGGAGAAGACCUCAAAAUCAACCUCCAUCUCAACCUCAGUCUCAACCUCAGCCCCAAUCUGAACAAAAACCUGGGUUUGGACUCGAAAAAAUCCAAGGAAGGUAUUAGCACUAGUGGUGGAUUAAGGAGUGACCAUGCUACCCCCACUGCCUCCCCCUCUCCUUCCACCUCCUCCCUCUCCACCGCCGCCACUCCCACCCCUGCCCUGAGGGUGAGGCCACGCAUCUCAACCUGUCCCUCCAACCUCAAUCACCGGAGCUCUCUGGAGGUCACCGGGUCAGGGGCUGGGUCAGGUCUAGGAUUCUCCCGCUCAUUGGACUGGAGUAGAUUGGAUUCUUCACCAGGGAAAGUGACAAUGAGUCAACCCAGCAUCACUGCCCCGGACGCCAGCCCGAGUAAGCUCAGCGAGGACUCAGCGAUGGUGAGGGAGAUCUCCCGUCUCUCUGGCCUGCCCCGGGCUGUGGUGGUGGGCCUGAUGGAGCAGGGUGUGGAGCUGGAUGUUGACUGCUUCCAGAGCGACACCGAGAGAAAAGGUCAGGGGUCAGAGUUUAAAGGCCAAAGCUCCUCCCCUUCCUCCCGCCAGACAGCCCGGAAUGACCACCAGUCUCAUCAUCAUGACUAUUCCAGUGUCCACCAACUCCACGCCAGUAACGAGACUGACCCCGACCCCCAGAGGCCGAUCCAUCUGUCCCUCAGUGUCACCAACUCCUCCAGUUCCCAUUCCAGUAGCCCCAAUCACCCUUACCAGUCCACCUCAACCCAUCCACCUACCCAUCAUCAUGUCACCCACCACCACACACAUACCUUCCACUGCCAACAAACCCCUUCCCCAUCCGACCCCUCCUCCUCUACUGCCUCCUCCCCCUCGUCUCGUGACCGCCCCAGGGUACGCUCCCCACCCCGCCCUCUCCAGCCCUCCCCCCUCGCCACUACUCCAUUCUCUGUCUUCCGGCGGGAUGACCCAUUCCAGUGCUCCCUGCCUCGCGUCAGUGACAGCAGCUCACCACAAGGGGGCGGCAUCCGGCCCAGAGGGGGGUCGCUACGGCAGUGUGCAGGGGGUGGAGGGGGUAGAUGGAGGGUAGAUGGGGAGGGAGAAGGAUGGAAGAGGGUGGAUGGGGAGGGGCUCUACCAGGGGAAGCAUGUGUCCAGGGAGUUGGUGAGGGCAUCGACGGUGAGCAGCUUCCAAAGGAAAGGGAGGUGCUACAGCAGCAACUGGGGAGAGGAAGGCAGUCACGACACGGCCCAGACGCCAAAGAAGGGGGCAGACAAACUCUGGAGGGACUUCGAAGGGCAUUCAUGGGGGAAAGAAGCUGAGGAGGAGAACAAGGAGAGGUGGAAGAGAGAGGGGAUCAGGAGAAAGAAGGAAAAUUACCAAAAGGAGAAGCAGCAGGCCAACAAAGAGACAGAGAGGCGACAGAAAGAGAGCAGUGCCUCAAAACGCAAAGGGAAGGGUGGUGGUGGUGGCUGGGAAAAGUGUAGCUCCAGCCUGAGGCUGUCCAGACAGGCUCUGUUCCGCAGUGAGUCCCAGGGGGAAGUGCUGGAUCCUCAAGCCCUAAAAGAGGAGCAUCUGAGGGGGGCACAGUGGACCUCCUCUCUGGACAUCGGCAGAGAGCUCAGCGUGGAGGGGGUUCGUCCGUUGGUGUUCGGAGGAAGAGCAGCAGAAGACAAGCGCCUGUCCUCUACUGCCAGCCUCUUCCACCUCUCUAGCUCUCAGAGCCUAGAGGGUAGCUGUCCCUCCCUAUCUCCUCCUCUCUCCUCCCCAUCGUUCUCUCCAUCCCCUCCAAGUAGGGCACCCCUCACACGCUCACGCUCGCUGAGGGACCUGAGUAGAAGGGUGUUUAGCUCAGUGAGGUCUCUCAGUUUGAAACACAAGACUUCAAGGAAGUGAGAAAAUCACAAUGAAUGAAUGUACCCAGAAAGUGUUUUUGCCACUAAGUUAGUCUAUAUUUAGGCAGUUGUAUUUUUGGUGAUAAGAUGGUGCCAAUGUUUUCCCUUUCUAAACUUGAUUCUGUUGAAAUUGACUCUCAGUAGUACUAUGCGACGGUGUGUGACUGUGUGUGUGUGACUGUGAGUGGUCCCCUUUGCAUGCAGCUCUGUGACUUAUCUCUGUGGACGGUCACAGCUAUCCGUAGUCUGUGAGCUUGUUCUCCUCUCUGACUGUAUAUCAAAUAGAAGUUUAUACACUGUAUGUUGCCUUUGAAGUACAAUCAGAUUGGCUAUAAACACCAAAAUCAGCAAACAAAAUGUUCUAUAAAUUAAUAUUUUGCUCAGGAUUUUGAAAUGGAUAUCAAUAAAGUAAUAAUUAAAAAUAAAAUGUUAUUUGAAACAAAUGUGUGUAUCUUGGAUUAUUAUUAAUAAAAGGCAACUAAUUCAA
Salvelinus fontinalis (brook trout) is the source of this 4173-nucleotide messenger RNA. RefSeq lists its product as uncharacterized. Lineage: Eukaryota; Metazoa; Chordata; Actinopteri; Salmoniformes; Salmonidae. The transcript has 4 exons. The coding region runs from base 367 to 3687 and encodes 1106 amino acids. Gene Ontology annotation, biological process: negative regulation of nodal signaling pathway. The record is from RefSeq and is a predicted model, not a curated record. Gene Ontology annotation, cellular component: cytoplasm.